Molecule: messenger RNA, 1014 nt
Organism: Lachancea nothofagi CBS 11611
Lineage: Eukaryota; Fungi; Ascomycota; Saccharomycetes; Saccharomycetales; Saccharomycetaceae
Source: the annotation of a GenBank genome assembly
AUGACCACCCAACUGUACCCUGACGAUUACUUCGGAGGGAGGAAACCAGUCGACCAGGAAGGUGAGCGCAGAUGGCUCAUCAAUGAAAUCAUAAAACCGGAGCUACCGAAUAUUAUAGACAAUGUUGAUAAAUGCUUGGAAUUGUUAACAAGCCAAGUAAAUUUCAAGAUGCCCAUAAGUAAUGGAGCUCCUAGUGAACCAAAUGCCGCUUACGUACGAGGAGUUUUGACUAGAAAGGGUGGUUUCGUCAUAGACUUCCAAGUUAUGGUAAAAUUUAAGCACUUUAAUCGCGGAAAGCAGAUCGUCUUUAAGAUGGACACUACGAACCCUUUUCCACUUGAGCAAAUUGCCAUAAUCACAACUAACCUAAGGAUUGUUUCAGAGUUGCUGGAUGUGCUCCAGCAAUGCGCUGAAGUGGAUAAGUUCGUUGAAGACCUUGGCAAAGUUGUGGAUUUGCUGGCCAGUUCCAUAAAGCUGUUACAAUUUCCACCUCAAGAUUUGUUGUUCCCGUUCAAUCGAAAUGCAGUGCUAAAGCAAAUGUUUGCUCAUUCUGAAGUGCCAUUUCAAACCGCCCAUCAUGUUUUGAAUAUGGACCUCGUUAUUUUAAAGAAUGAAAUUAGCAUGGACUUUCGCAAUUUGCAGAAAAUCUUGACUAAGCCUUGGUGCGAAUAUAAUCCGCAUACAGGGAAAACAUUUGCAGACCUGGUGCGGGACAAGCUGAAGUUGCAACGGGGCAAAAGUUUGAAGGAAAUUUUAACAGAUGAAGGUUUACAAGUUGAGGAGCCUUCAUUAUUCCGGAAUGUUUUCCCACACAAAAACGGUCAUAUGUGCACAUCUCUAGAAGAGGCGCAAAGUGUGCUGGUACGUUGCAUAACAUUUGAGUCGGGCCUGGUGUCUGAAUGCGAAAAGGUGUCGAUAUCAACUAGCGAUCCGAGCUUAAUAAGCAUUACCUCGAAACUCAGUGGGCUCGAAAACUGCGUAAGCAAUUAUUUCAGCAAUAUCACACUAAUAUAA